Messenger RNA from Hylaeus anthracinus, 8635 nucleotides. RefSeq lists its product as uncharacterized. The transcript has 11 exons. Lineage: Eukaryota; Metazoa; Arthropoda; Insecta; Hymenoptera; Colletidae. The record is from RefSeq and is a predicted model, not a curated record. Gene Ontology annotation, molecular function: protein binding. Bases 387 to 7568 code for a protein of 2393 amino acids.
ACUGGCUCGGCAGUCCGGCACGGCGCGUUGUCCCGAAUGCACGUCGAACCAUCGAUUUCCGCGUGUCGUGGCCACGUGAUCGCGCAGUUCUCCGCACCCGUGUCAACCGGCUCCGUUUCCACGCGGUUCCAACUCCGCUACGAACCACCUACGUCGAUCGAAUCGCGUCGCGACAACCGAACCAGUCGAGCUAUCGUCGCGUAUCGCGAAACGAUCGCGCGGCCUCCGCCAGCGGAGAUCGAGGCUUUAACGGUAUCCGAACGCGCGGACAACUCGGUAGCGGAAAACCGGGGAUCGAAGGUCGACUCACGUGGCCAGAGUCACCGCUGGUGAUGCACGCACAGGAAUACGCAGUCUCCUCGGCGAUGAUAACGAGCCUCGAAUGAAUGGGAGUGGCCAGCAUUCCGGACUGUAAAGAUCAGCAGUGGGGUUGCGAUGAAUGGAACGCUUUGAGAUCGAUCCGGAAAAUGGAUGUCGCCAAGAACGCAACGGAGGAUUUCGUGACGGUGGUCAACGUCGAGGGUCAGCCACCGCCGGAAAAUUUUGUCACCGUGCUGUCCAUCGGCAGCGAGAAAAAGGAGGACGAGCCACCACCCACGACCUUGACCAAGAGCCAAGUCAACGGGGUGAAUGGGGUUAACGGGAUCGACGGACCCCUCGAAGAGGAGGUCGAGGUGUUCAGGCUACCUGGAGAACGGCUAGGAUUUGGACUGAAGUUCGAAGGAGGAAACAAGACUUCGGAGCGGGUCAGGAGGCUGUUCGUUCAAAGCUGCGCGGAGCAGAGCCCUGCGAGCAGGGCUAAAUGCUCGUGGGGCACCUUGGGAGAGGGUGACGAGGUACUCUCGAUAGACGGUGUACCAGUGACACACAUGACUCGGCUGGAUUGCGUGAGGAGAUUGAAGGAAUCGCAGCUGGUUAUCAAGCUAAUGGUUAGGUGCAGGGGAGCGCUCAGGCCUGAAGUUGUUAGCGCCGAGAAAAAAAAUUCCCCGGAGAAGAGCAAGGUGCCUCCGGAACUGCCGUCGGCACCUCCGCCGGUUCCGCCGCGAAAGUUGAGGCAAGCUCGAGGUUCUGCUGACGGCGAGGCCAAUCCGAGCCCGGUGAAAAAGUCCUGGAACGGGCACAGAUCACGGACCAGCUCGCAGAGCAGUUCUCAGAACAGUUCUCCUGGAUCCCACCCCGUCGGUCAACUCGACAGCAAAUCUAGUACGUACGAGAGUUGCGAGUCCUCGCCUAAGAGCAAUGGCUCCGCCCAAGAGACCCCGAAAGGAUCGCCGAAGGAACGAUCGCCGGAGCUUGCGAAAUCCAAACAGGAACCUCCGGAAGCGAUGGUGUACUUGGACGCUAGAUCGCAGUGCGGCUCAACGCACGGAAGCACUUCCGACGACACGGGUAGCUCGAUGUCCACGGUGAUCGACCGAUUCUCGACGUCUGACCGAGUAUCGACGAUCUCGACCACCUCGACGGCUUCCACCACCUCCGAACAGCCGGGCGAACUUUCCUACAGGACCGAUCACGAAUUCGAUCGAUCGUCCGACCGCGAUUUCCAAUUGUCCAAAACGAUCUGUCCGUUCGAGACCUUGGACGGCGACUAUUCGUCGAAUCCGCCCGACUACCUGCUGCGUCGGUUAGCCAACUCCGAAGCGGUGACCCACGUCGAGUCUCGAGGAGAAGUCGAGAGGAUCACCGCGGUGGUGGCACCUAACACGGUGCUGAUCGAGGAAACGAUCACCUUUCAGCCGCCGCUGAGCUUCCAGGACGCGCCGCUGAGCUAUGGUCACGAAGCCAGGCCGGAUCUCUUUUACACGGCCGAUCUAGCCGCCGACUCGACGACGCAUUUCAGGCCAAUUAAGGACGAUGUCGAACUCGUCGAACGCGUGAACGGCGACCACGAGGAAUUCCACGCCACGGAAACCUCGCCAACGUCGGAGAAGCUCAAGGAAACACCCGUUGGACGAGGCUCGGACAAAACCCCGCCGCCUCUGCCGGCUAGGAAUCACGUUAACAGGAUCGCCGUCAAUCAAUCAACCAACAACGAUCGCCAGAUCGAGCCACGACCGCGGAAACUAUCCGACUCGUCUACCACCGAGACAACCGAUAGCCAACAUGACGCACCUGUUCUACCCCCCAAGCCAUCGCCCAGAAGAGACGUCAAGGUCAGACGGAAGAGACCACCACCGCCACCUCCUCCACCCACAGUCGCACCCCGAACAGAAGUCAAGCCUCCCUCGUUGCCAGAGUUCGAGCAAGCGAGUUUCGAGCAGCGGGAACCCUCGAGUCCGGAAUCGAACGUUCCUUCUGCGAAGAUCCGCGACACCGUUGUCAAGCCGAAACCCGAGGACAGGUCGAAGAUCCUGGAGAAAAACGAUUCGCCGACGUCGGUUAAGAUCGUACCCAACGAGACGAACUCGGACGAGAAGAGAAUCGACGAAACGGAGGACACCGAGUCCACGGAUAAUUACGAAUCUCUCGAAGACGAUGGAUCGCACAGAACGAACAAGGUACUGGAGAUAAUCGAGAUAAGGAAGGCGAAAGCGUUGUCGCCGACGACGAAUUCUCAUCCGCGAAACGAGACGGAUAAUUUUAGCGAACAAUCCAAGCCGACGGUCGACGACGAAAGAAUCAACGACGACGCGGAGGAAACGAAAGCGGAGAUCGCCGAGAACUACGAGAGACCUAAGCCGGAGCUUAGAACCGGAGUCACGAUCUCGACGGAAGUGGAGGAUUCGGGGGAUGAAAGCGACGAGGCCAUCACGAGAUUCAACGAUUGCGUAGACAACCAAUACGAGGAACAGCCGAGCAAAAACGAAAACUCGGCUGGUUCGCGAGACAUAGAUUCGCCGUUGCGCGAAAAAACGACGGGAUUUGGAAGACGGGAGAACGACGACGAAGAGUCCUAUCGAUCCCUCGACGACGUCCAACGCGAUCUACGUAAUUCGGUGGCUAAUCGAAGCCGGGAUAAACGAGAAGCUAUCGAAGACGAGGACACGACCGACGAAAGCGACGACGACGAUUAUUACUGGCAAAGUAAUCUGGCCACGAUCGGCGAAGAAGAGGAAACGAAUUCGCUCGAGUACACGACUGCAAACAAAGAGGGGAGUGACAGCGACGCGAGCGGUAUAGAGAAGCUAGAAUGCCAAGAAUCAUCGACGAACAAGAACGACGCGUUCAGCGAAAAAGCACGGAAUGACGAGGUAGACGACGCCACCGGAACCGCGAACAUCUCCGAGGUUGCCGCUGAAAAUCUCAACGAAGAGACGGUAAAUGGUAGAAUGGACAACUGCGGAGGCGGUCAACGCCUGCCCCCGGACGGGGACGAAUUUCCAGCAGCGUACCAAGAAUUUGGCGGCAACAGCCAGCAGUACCGAUUCGUGACGGCAUCGACGACGGCUACCGCUGCGUCGACUAUCGCCGCGAACGGCGGCCUCGUCUGCAGCGAGAACGAUUCGUUCGUUGGCAACGAGAACUUCAAGCUGAUCGAGAGCAACGUGGUCAGCGCGGGGAGUAUAAUCGUGGCGGACAACAGGGUCAGCCGGACGAACGUCGAGAACGUCUGUCAGGAGGUGAGCAAGGUUGGUCUGCCGAGCAUCGAGAUAAACGGCAAGACGGGCGUCGAGUCCGUGUGCCAGGACACGAACGUCUCGACUCGAGAGUUCCGCGUCGACGAUGCCAAACCUUAUAUCGCGGACGACUUCGUUAAAAAAGCCGUGUCCGUGACCAACUACUCCAGCUACGGGAACCAGGGUAACGGUAACGUCAUGCUGUCGGAGAAGAAGAUCGAAAUCACCGGGUACUAUCACAAAGACUCAUCGGUUAUCGAGGAGGUUCGCGAUCACGCCGAGAAAGAAGCUCCGGAGAUCCCGCCGCCUUUGCCACUGACAGGCCCGCCCAAGAUGGAGACGAUCGGCUUGUACGCGAGAAACGUGCCAGUGGAGUCGCCGCAAAAAAAGUUCUCGUUAAACGGCGAACUCUGGAGACAGGACGACAGAUCCGAGAGGUCCGUGAGGGACAAGAUCGCCAUGUUCUCGUCGCAGAGCAGCCUGGAGAGCCCUCUGUUUCCGAAUACGAUGACGGUGCCACCCGCGACUAACAACGUCAGAAGGUUGUCCAAGUACAAGUCCACGGAGGACGUUUGCAGCGACGAGAAGAGCCCGGGACAAAAGGAGAGAGCCGCCUUCUUCGCGGACAGAACUCAAAGUUCCCUGGAUCUAACCGACUCCGGCAGAAACGUCGGCCAAGAGAGAAAGUACGGGCAAAGAUCGCCCAGCGUGCCACGGAGUCCGUCGUUCGCCUCGCCGACCAUUCACGUUUCGAAAACGUUUCCUGUCGUUCCGCCGAAGCCGGUGACGCCUACGUCGUUGAUAAGCACGUUCGAGAUAUCAUCGAUAUCUAAGUCGUCGGUGAAGAGUUACGCUUCGAAUACAACACCGCCCAACAGUCCUCGGAACAACGUCGCGACACCGUGCUUCGGGAACAAUCAGAAUUCUUCGAGCGUGCCACCGAAACCCGCCGCGGCGAUGUUGUCUCGUGCCACGAGUUUCUCCGGGUCGACGCCUUACGGCCAGGAUCGAAUCUCUUCGCCGAACGAGCUCUCGACCAGCUCGCAGAUCGCCAGGACGAACUCUUUGGCGUCCACGUUCAGAAGACCCAGCGAGGACAUCAGGAGGACCAGUCUGAACCAGCUGAUCGAGCAAAGGAGGAAGUCGAUAUCAAAGCUAAGGGGUUUGGUCAUUCCGGAGAAGGAAGCCAUACCUAUUGACGCGCCCAUCGUCGAUCUGCCCGAGAUCAAGUCGCGAGAUUCCAUCUUGCUGCAUCAGCUACCGAAAGCCAACAUACAGGAUAAGUGGGGUUCCCAGAGUUCUCUGGCGAGCAACGCCAGCACAGCGAGCGUCCCUCUGAAAGCCACGGCGUCCUUCAAGAUGCCAGCCCCUCAGAUACACUCCAAGUACUCUCCGGCCUUCAAAAGGAAAAGCCUCGCGGUUUACGGCUCUUCCUCGACGAACUCGUCCGUGAACGGCAGCAUAGUGAAAUCCCCGCAAUCGUCGACGACGACGAUGUCUUCCGAGCCGCCAAAAAGUUUGGAGAGCAUCUGCAGCCCGACGAGAAGCGACUACAGCUUCGAGUACGCGUCGACGGCCAGUUCGCCCGAGGGACCGCGCGAUAGACCGAAAACUAUCCAGAGGAAAUCGCGCGUGGAUUACGAUGACUCGGAUAACGAUUCGGCGGUGAGCAGUUCGCGAAGCAGCAUCUCCCGUGGCUUCAGUCCUCCCAUGUCGCCGGUUCCGUCGGAACGAUCCACCGUCUCGUCCGAACGAUCUUACGUCUCCACGGAGACGAAUUAUCGGCACCGAAAUCUUAUCAUGGACAGUCCAACUAGAACAUACGGUAGAGAGUCCGGCGCGGUGGAGUACACCAGGUCGAGCAUCCUCGCCGAAAGAACGUUCGUAUCCGAGAGAUCGUCGUCCAGUAGCAGCGGUUCGGAUCCGAGGUCGCCGCAACCGAUCGAGUCGAACGCGAGAAACUCGCAGAUACCUCAGAGACAACUGAAACGGUCCAACAGCACCGAGACCAACUGCAGCACCUCUUCGACUCUGACAUCCGGUUCCCAAGCGAGUGCAGAGUCUCUAUCCAGAAGGGUGCUGAAGCCCCAGAGCGUGGAGGCCAUAAAUCGCAAGAACAUCUUGGCAAGCGCCAGAUGUCGAAGCGGAAGGGAUCUCAACGGAUCGCCGUUGAUUCAACGGAAGUUCGCCGACGACGAACGACGUUCGACCGUCGCCGAGAACGGUGACGACGUUCAUCGAAAGAAUCGCGUUAAGGGCACGAUCCCGAGCUCGCAGAACGUCAAGAUCGCUUACAUAGAGGUGACGGAUACGUUCGCCGAGAACGACUCUUUUCGAAAGGAGGAAGAACCCAAGCUACCCCCGAAGAGAAGUAUGCCGCCUCCCGUUGUUCGACCCCCCAAGUCCGAGAUGUUGGAACCCUCGAACGAUCUCAAGAUGUGGGUACGCACAGAGGCAAAGGCUCUAGCCAGAUCCGCGGAAAUAAAAGCGGCCGGUAAGGUCGAAAAGAAAUCUCAAGACACGAACGUUGCCUCUGCGAAUAAAACACCGAAGACCGCCAAGUCAUCUAAGGUGGAGGAACAGCAACUCGACGCGAUCGAUCUACCGCCAACGAAUAGGAAUAACCCGAUCAGCCCUAGCAUGCAAUCGAAAAGGUCCACCGAAGACCAGAACGACCUCCUAACGAUCCUCACGACCAAGAGCAGAUCCAGAUCGGCUAUACACGUGGACGAGGGUACCUUCGGGAGGUCAAAGAGCCAAAUGAGCUUGGAGGACAUCCUUAACGCGAAGGGAGACGUGAAGUUGUCGCGUGCUCAGAGCGUCGAGGCGCGACCAGAGAAAACCCCUGUUUCGUCUGUUACCCAAAGCAGACCUAUGUGGGAGUCGAGGGACUCUCGAUACGCCAGGCGAAGUUCGACUUCGAACGAAUCUUGGAACGAGGACAAGCCGUUCGUAUCGAAGAUACCAACGUUGGGGAAGCCGAGAUGCGUCGAUAGCGGCGACGAAAUGGCGGAGACGGAAAAAUCGAAAAUGGUGUCGAAGAUUCCAACUACGAGAAACCUUGGUCGAAGGAGCGCCAGCGUGACGGACAUGAAGAAGGCUCUGGAAAAGACGGAGGUGAACUGUUCGUCCGGGCAACAUCUGAAUCCUGGUACGGGUCAUAACAGAUUCCCGAGCCUCGACAGCAGCGUCGACGAGAACCUGUCCCCGAUAGGAACGGACGUGGACACGGAUAGAUGUUGCAGCGAGCAAUUCGGCAGCAUCAGCUCGUUGGCCAGUAGCACGAGCCUGAUAUCCCAGCAAGAGUUGGCUCAAUUGGUGGAAGAGGCGAGCCUCGAAGAAGCUCGGGGCGCUCACGACGUGAUCGUUGUGCUGCUUCACAAGGAGAAUCCUACGGGCAGCGUUGGAAUCACUUUAGCCGGAGGUGCGGAUUGCGAGGUCAAGGAAAUUACGGUUCAUCGAGUGUUGGCGCAUUCUAUAGCGGACAAGGAUGGCCGCGUGCAACGAGGAGACAGGAUUUUGAGUAUAAACGGAAGAAGCACGCGCGGUCUUACGCACAGAGAGAGUUUGACGGUGCUCAAGCAGCCUAGAUCGGAAGUGGUUUUGGUCGUUUCUCGAGCGAGAACCGAGGACGGGUGCAACAAGUUGAGGUCACGAACUGCCAGCGUUGAAACUAUCAUCGAAGGAUUCGAGACGAACGGUAUCGCGGAGGAUACUGCUUGGGGGCCGCCCUCGGUCGUAGCGGUUUACAAAGACGGGGCUGGUUUGGGAUUUAGUCUCGAAGGCGGCAGAGACAGCCCCCUCGGAGACAGGCCGUUGAUGAUUAAGAAAAUAUUUACCGGAGGUGCUGCCGAAAAGACAGGUGCCUUGAAAGCAGGGGACCAAUUAUUAGAAGUGAAUGGUAACGAUGUAACACGAAUGUCAAGGAUCGAAGCAUGGUCCCUCAUGAAGAAACUACACGAUGGCGAAGUAAACCUCCUAGUCAGGCACCCUGCCACCAAAUCAUCGUGAACGGUAGUCAAUUAAAGUAAAAGUGUCGUGCGAAAAUCACCAAGCCCACGAUAGAAUACGACUACAGAUGUGCACGACCAGUAAUUAACGAACAAACGAAUUUUUAAAUAUAUUACACCGAAAUGCUACAAAUUGCAUGGAACGACGUACGAACCUGACGGUCGUAACGUAAUUUGUAAUAAUUACUUCCCUUGCUAAAAUGAUGGAACGAUACAAUCUGUAAUUGUAUCGAUGAUCAUUUAGCGAACCACGUGUUUGAAAUUACGUUCUAUCGCUAAUAUUUAGUUCGUCUUUUCUUACUUUUAAAGAAUAACGAAUAUUUUGUUGAAAUCCUACUUAGGAUUUGCAUAUCGUGCUUAUGUAAUGAGGUAAUGUUGUUGAAUAAUUGUUUGGAUACCCGGUUAUCAGGGAGAUCUUUUUUCUUCUUCUUUCUUACUUUGUUGCGGUACCCUACAAUCGACUGGAAUUUAUACAUUCUAGCAUUGUUUUCGAUACAUUUAAUUAUAGUGAAAGGAGGAGCGCUUGUCCUAAUUACCUAGUAUUACUAUCUGCUGUAAUGAAGUAACGAAGAAAUAAACGAGCGUGUAAACCGACACGCUUCAGUCUUGCAAUUUUGUGUCUACGCAAAAAUUGAUGACGCAAACGAAGAAUAAGAUUUGUAAAUAAGAAUGUGCAAAAAUUCGAGAUACGAUGAAUCUAGAAAAAUGUCGUUUGUAAUAUACAAAAAAAAAAAAAAGAAAUGUUAAUAUAACGCAUUACGUUACUGGAGUAUUUAAAUAUAGACUGACAUUCGUUUCUAGAUUUGCGUUUGUUAAAAAUCGUGCUGUGAUAUGUAUGUGUGUUAAUAAUAAAACUAACAAGCGUUAAUAAAAAUAAAAAACAAUCCACAAUAACAAAAUAUUUUAAUCUAAUAUAGAUAUUUACGAAAUAUUCGAUUAAUCGCUUGAUUCAUUAAUGUUGCGUAUGCUUCUCUUUUCCCUACAUAUUUUCUAUACACGAUUCAUGAAUAGAAAACGCUGCAAUGUACUUUUCUCGAUAAUAAAUCAUGCAAUCGAACUGCAGAGAAA